This is a messenger RNA of Cannabis sativa, 3294 nucleotides long. RefSeq lists its product as uncharacterized. The transcript is spliced from 3 exons. Bases 1 to 3294 code for a protein of 1097 amino acids. The record is from RefSeq and is a predicted model, not a curated record. Gene Ontology annotation, molecular function: nucleic acid binding; RNA-DNA hybrid ribonuclease activity. NCBI's taxonomy places the organism in Eukaryota, Viridiplantae, Streptophyta, Magnoliopsida, Rosales, Cannabaceae.
AUGGCUAGUGCCCGUAAACGCAGUAAUAAUAUUCAAUCUCUUCAAGAUGCUUCGGGUGUUUGGCAAUCAUGGAGCGGUGGCCUUGAGGAGGUAAUUGUUGAUUACUACAAACAUAUUUACUUAGCUGGUGAUGCUGAUUGGAAUCAGGUUGUAAGCGGUAUUUCAUGCUCUAUUACUGAUGCUCACAAUGCUGAUCUGUUGAAGCCGAUUUCAAGUGAUGAGGUUCGGACAGCCCUUUUUCAGAUGCACCCCGACAAAGCUCCGGGGCCUGACGGUAUGGGACCUGGAUUUUUUCAAAAACAUUGGGAUAUAGUAGGCCCUGACCUUGUUGCUGCUGCUUGUAAUUUCUUUGAGUCAGGUACUUUUCCUUGUAAUUUGAAUGACACAAAUCUGGUAUUGAUCCCUAAAAAGAAGUCUCCUACUACCAUGAAUGACCUUCGUCCCAUUGCUUUGUGUAAUGUUUCCUAUAAGGUGAUUGCGAAAGUUCUUGCUAAUCGAAUGAAGCUUAUCAUUGAUCAGAUUAUUUCACCCACUCAAAGUGCUUUCAUACCUGGGCGUCUUAUUUCAGACAAUAUUAUGAUUGCCUUUGAAGUGAUGCAUUAUCUCAAAAGAAAAGUCCAUGGAAAGAAGGGCUAUAUGGCGCUAAAACUUGAUAUGAGCAAAGCAUACGACCGGGUUGAAUGGGGAUAUUUACGUGCUGUUAUGGUUCAAAUGGGCUUCGAUCAACGAUGGGUCAACUUGAUUAUGGCUUGUGUCUCUACUGUGCAAUACUCUAUCUUCCAUAGUGGCCAUGUCAUGGGGCCAAUCUCUCCAACAAGGGGUAUUCGACAAGGUGACCCGCUCUCCACCUAUUUAUUUAUCAUUUGUGCCGAAGGAUUUUCUGCUCUAAUAUCUCGGUUUGAACGAGACCGAUUACUCCAAGGCUGCCGUGUCUGUCAAGGUGCUCCUGUGAUAUCUCAUAUGCUAUUUGCUGAUGAUAGCUAUGUUUUUUGUCAAGCUAACAAUGGCUCUGCUGGUAGUAUUAUGUCUCUUCUCCGACGAUUCGAAUGUGCAUCUGGACAACAAAUCAAUUUUGCGAAAUCAUCAGUCUUCUUUAGUCCAAAUGUCAACCAUCAGCUCCGCCAAGAUAUCUGCUCUAUCCUACAUAUGCCUGAAGCUUCUGAAAAUAGUCUUUAUUUGGGUCUUCCCAACAUUAUCGGACGGAAUAAAAAUGCUAUUCUUGGCUUUCUAAAAAAUAAAGUCUUGAAUAGAAUUAAUAGUUGGUCUGGUAAACUGCUCUCUGGGGCAGGAAAGGAAAUUCUCUUGAAGACUGUGGUUCAAUCGCUUCCUACUUAUGCGAUGAGUGUUUUCCUCAUUCCUCUUGGCACUUGUGAUGAGAUUGAAAAAUUGAUGGCUCAGUUUUGGUGGAAAACUUCAAGCAGCAAGGGUAAUGGUAUCAUUUGGAUGAACUGGGAUCGCCUUUCGCUUCCUAAGGAUGAGGGUGGGUUAGGCUUCCGUCUUCUCCAUGAUUUUAAUCUAGCUAUGCUUGCCAAGCAAGGGUGGAGAUUUCUUUGCCAUCCGGACUCUCUUGUUUCUAAAGUCUAUAAAGCGCGGUAUUUUCCUUAUGAUGACUUUCUCUCAGCUGAUUUGGGGCGUAAUCCCAGCUAUGUGUGGCGUAGCAUAUGGAGUGCUAAGGAUCUAGUUCGCCGUGGUGCUAGACGAACCAUUGGUACUGGGUUAUCUACUCCUAUUCUGCAUCAACCUUGGCUUCCUGACCCUGAUAACCCGUACAUCACUUCAUCCCAUGUGGGUCUCCUUGGCCACAAUGUUAGCUCUCUUUUCAUGCUUGAGGAGCGUAAUUGGGAUAUUGAGCUAGUUCGGGACAUGUUCAACAACCGGGAUGCUAAUCUUAUUCUAAGUAUUCCCCUCAGUUUUUCUGCUUCUUCUGAUUUCUGGUCUUGGUCCAAAGAAAGCUCUGGCCAUUUUUCGAUCCCACCAAAGGUUCGCAAUUUUCUUUGGCGUGCUGCUGCUGGAACACUUCCGACUUGCGUCAACCUCAGAACGAAGCAUGUAGACAUUCCCUCACUGUGCCCGGUCUGUCAUGCUUCUCCUGAAACUGUUUCUCAUAUUCUUCUGUCGUGUAGCUUUGCUACUUCUUGUUGGAAUCACAUUGGUUUGCCAGCCGGAGUCUACUUAGAUCAUUCCUUUGCCAGUUGGUUGGAUAGUCUUUUUACUAUUCUUGAUGAAGACCGUGUGUGUUCUCUCUCUAUGGUCUGUUGGUCCUUAUGGAAAGCAAGGAAUUCCAUUGUUUGGAAGGACAAGGUCCUCACUAUUGCAAAUGUGGUAACAUCAGCUCGUAUUGCUCUUGAUCACUGGCGAAAAGCUCAAGAUAACAACUCUCUGUCUCAUAUUUACUCUGGUAAUUGUGAUGACGGAACUGAGCUUUGGACUAAACCUGAUAUAAAUACAAUCAAGAUCAACGUUGAUGCUGCACUUUUCACUAGCGAUAACCAGUAUGGCUAUGGUAUGGUUGCAAGGAAUGACACUGGUUCUCUUAUUGUUGCUCAAGCUCAUUGUUUUAAUGGAGCUUUCGCCCCUGAGGUUGUGGAAGUCAUGGGAAUCAAGGAGGCUCUAAGCUGGAUCAAACGACAAGGAUGGCAACAUGUUGAGUUGGAGUCAGACAGCUUAGUUUCCAUCCAAGCUAUCCGGUGCCGCUCACCUCUCUCUUCUGUGUUUGGGAAUUUAGUUCAAGAUUGCAUUUCACUUUUGCUUUCUUUGCCUUUUGUUAAAAUACGUUUUGUUAAACGAUCAGCAAACCGUCUAGCACAUGCUGUUGCUAGAAUGUCACGGUCUCUCUCUGGUCGUCUUAUUUCUGAGUCUAAUGCUCCAGUUUCUAUUCUAGACAUUUUUGGUGGUUCUUCGAGCAUUGGUAAACCAUCUACUUAUUUGGAGCCGAUAGCUACUUCUGUCACCAUUGGAGAGUUGGCAUUGGGUGAUGUUAAUCUUUUUGUUGAUGCUGGAUUUUGUGUUGAGGAUUUGAAAAUGGGAACGGGAAUGGUUGCUUUGGACUCUAACGAGGUAAUGUUGUUUUCUGGUGUGUUUUCUUUGUCUGGCCCUUUCGAGCCCCAUGUUGUCGAGGCGAUGUUGUUGUUUCAUGGUCUUUUCUUUUACCUUCGGUUGGGCUUCAAAAAUAUUACUGCUUUUUUUGAUUGCCUUCGUUUGGUCUUAACGGUCAAUGGUCAUGAUAUUCGUUAUAAUGAGUUUGGUACUGUGCUUAAUGAAAUAUCUUAUGUUCCUAAUGAAAUCUCUCCUUAG